This is a messenger RNA of Cyprinus carpio (common carp), 3101 nucleotides long. It is a transcript of the gene cldn8.1, whose product is annotated as claudin 8.1. Gene Ontology annotation, biological process: bicellular tight junction assembly; cell adhesion. The record is from RefSeq and is a predicted model, not a curated record. NCBI's taxonomy places the organism in Eukaryota, Metazoa, Chordata, Actinopteri, Cypriniformes, Cyprinidae. Gene Ontology annotation, cellular component: bicellular tight junction; plasma membrane. Gene Ontology annotation, molecular function: structural molecule activity.
GUGUUCUGCAUAGCAACAUUCUAAAAACACAUUUGGCAAUAAAUGGAAUUACAAAAAUAGGCAAAGGUUGCUAAGAUGUUGCUAUGCAGAUUCUAAGGUGUUUUGAGCAGUUACUAUGUAGCUGUUAAGACACUAGAAACCUCAUAGGAGCAUGCUAAAAACUGCUCAGAACCCCUUAGCAACUAUAUAGCAACACCCUAGCAACCGCACAGUAACAUUCUAAAAAAGUAGAACCCCUUUGCAGCUGCAUAGCAACACUGUAGCAACCUAAUAGUGACAUUCUAAAUAAAUUUUAAACCCCUUAGCAGCUACACAGCAACACCCUAGUAACCACAUAGUAACAUUCUAUAAAGCACUCAAAAUCCCUCCCAAGUAAAAUAAGUAAAAUCCCAAGCUCAGUCACAUUCUAAAAAAAUUGAAGAACCCCUUUGCAGCUGCACACCAACAUUCUAAAAACUACUCAGAACUCCUAAGCAGUUGCAUAGCAACACCUUAGCAACCUCAAAGUAACAAUCUGAAAAAAUAAACAUUUAGAACCCCUUUGCAACUGCACAGCAACAUUCUAAAAACUACUCAGAACCCCCUAGUAACUGCAUAGUAACAUUCUAUAAAGUGCUUACAACCCCUAAGCAGCUGCAUAGCAACCUCAUAGCAACAAUCUAAAAAAAAAACAAUUUAGAACCCCUUUGCAGCUACACAGCAACAUUCUAUAAACCACUUACAACCCCUAAGCAGCUGCAUAGUAACACCCAAGCAACCACUUAAUAGCAUGCUAAAAAAAGCACUCAGCAUCAAAUGGAACUACAAAAAUGGUUGACGGUAUAAAGGUUGUUAGGUGUUGCAAUGCAGCUGCUAAGGAGGUCUAAAAGUUUUUUUAGAAUGUUACUAUGGGGUUUCUUUCUUUUGUUCCCUCAGAACACCCUAGCAUCCGUGUAGCAACAUGCUAGAAACCACUCAGCAUCAAACAGAAUUUUAAAAGUAAUGAAAUUCCACAGAAAUGACAAACUUUUCACCUUUAACUAAAGGUAAAACAUCAACAUUAAGCCAUCAGCUGACUUCACAAAUGUUCUUCUGGACAUAUCAGACAGCAAUUUAAUGAGCCGCAACACCAGUGGUGUUAAACAUUGACAGCAGUCCAGAGCUGUUGUGUGUUUGGCUGUAUCUGGCUGUUCAGUAACCCCUCCAGCUACAUUUCCUCACUUAACAGGAUCUCUGCCAGAAAAUGGUGCCUGCUGAGCAAACAUCAACAUGGCUACGAGCUCCUCCUCCUCCUCCCCCAGUGACACAAAACCAGACACAAACACUCGCAGGGGGGAUUUGAUUUCAUAGCAACCAGCUCCGGCGUUCCCUCCCUCCCCUGAGCGAGAGGGCGGAGGCUGGGAACAGGUGAACACCUAUCAGCUCCCAUUCCAGCGGGAUGCAAAACCUCACAGUCAAAACCAUUCUUCACUCUUCAGGCUCCUGGAAUCAUGGCGAACAGCGCCCUGGAGAUCGUGGGAAUGUGCGUGAGCCUGAUCGGCCUCAUCGGGGUGGCGGCCAGCACCGGGAUGCCAAUGUGGCGGGUGACGGCCUUCAUCGGGGAGAACAUCAUCGUGAUGGAGACCCGGUAUGAGGGCUUGUGGAUGAACUGCUUCCGGCAGGCCAACAUUCGGAUGCAGUGUAAGGUGUACGACUCUUUGCUGGCGCUGUCUCCGGACCUCCAGGCCGCUCGGGGGCUCAUGUGCUGCUCCGUGGCAUUGACCGGGCUGGGUUUACUAAUCUCCAUUGCCGGGAUGAGGUGCACGGCAUGCAUCCAAGGGAACGACCGUGCCAAGCGGAUGGUUCUGAUCAUCGCUGGCUGCAUGAUCCUAGCGGGCUGCUUCUGCUGCCUCAUCCCUGUCUCCUGGACCGGACAUGCCAUCAUCCAGGACUUCUACAACCCCUUGCUCAUCGACGCCCAGCGUAGGGAACUAGGAGAAGCGUUGUACAUCGGUUGGGUGUCUUCCGCCUUCUUAUUCGCCGGUGGGUGCAUAUUCACCUGCUGCAGCGGCCCCCUGGACAAGGGCCCGGAUCCGAGGUACAUGUACAACAGGAACGCGCCAUUUGUGGCCUAUCAGCCGCAACCCGUGGCCUACCACCCUCAGCCGCGCUCGGUGUACAGUCACCCGUCCGGGCCACCUUCGUUCAUUGAGCAGUCAUACCAACCGUCCAGACAGCAGUCAUUCAUUCAGCCUUCCAGACAGCAGUCGUUCAUACAACCGUCCCGACAUCCGUCCGCCCGCAGUGCCGUGGCUUAUCUCUGAAAUCCAGCUGGACGUUUCACAGGCUUGAGUGUUUGUGUUUGUGUGUGUGUUAGAGAGAGAUGGAAAGGACGACCAAAGUUUUAAAAACAAAAUAUUUGGAUUUUUUAUAUAUACAUAAGUUAGUUGUAUACAGUAUUUCAUUUUUUUCCUUGUUUCAUACUUGGGAAUGUUUUUGGCUACAUUUAGAUGUUAUUUCUACUCAUAUCUCUGCAGGAGCAGAUGACAGAUGGAAAGGACUUCUAACCAAAGCUGUUUUUUAUUUUUUUAUUACACAAGGUAAAAAAUACUAUUUGGAAAUAUUUAAACAGUUUUAAAUGUAACAAACUUGGGCCUACAUUUAUUUUUUUCCAGUUUCAUCCUUAGGAAUGUUUUUGAAUACUUUGGCUUUUUAAAUGUCUAAGUAGGUGCAAAUGAGAUGGAAAGGAUGGACUUCUAACUAGAGGUGUUACGAAAAUAAAAUUUGAAGGGAAAAAAAAUGUUGUAAAUGUAACAAAUUUAGUCCUACAUUUAAUAUUUUCCUUUUAAUUUCUUGAGAAUGUUUUUGACAGAAUUUAAAUAUAGUUUCAAUGGCAUUUUUUAAAUAUGCAAGUAAGAGAACUGACUGAGAUGAAGAAUUGUUUAAAAAAAAAUGGUUUUGUUUUAUAUGAUUCAUUGUAAAGUACAGAUCAUACCUCAGGAUGUUGUAAAGAAUGUUAUUUGAGGUAUUUUUGUAUUAUCUGAAAGCUGUCUAAAAUAGAAACAAGGAAAUACGUUUAAUAUUCAGAUAUUAUGUUUUUUAUGUAAAUAUCAAAGCACAAUGCAAUGAUUUAACUCAAUAAA